This is a messenger RNA of Acipenser ruthenus (sterlet), 5390 nucleotides long. RefSeq names its product zinc finger protein 271-like. The record is from RefSeq and is a predicted model, not a curated record. Gene Ontology annotation, biological process: regulation of transcription by RNA polymerase II. The transcript is spliced from 5 exons. Lineage: Eukaryota; Metazoa; Chordata; Actinopteri; Acipenseriformes; Acipenseridae. The coding region runs from base 872 to 4057 and encodes 1061 amino acids. Gene Ontology annotation, molecular function: RNA polymerase II cis-regulatory region sequence-specific DNA binding; DNA-binding transcription factor activity, RNA polymerase II-specific.
AUACCAAGGAUUAGAAACACUAAAGUACUGUAUAUAUCAUUAUAAAUGUUCAGUGUAACAGUAUAUGGAUAUUUUUGUAAAUACGUAAAAUAAUGCUAUUUAAAGAUAGAAUUGUAGCCUGUGUUAGAGGAAAUAGACCUGAAACAUUACAGGAGGUCUUUGAAGGCAGAUUUUGAUCCCAGGGCUCGGUUUCACCAGCAUCAGUCUUUACUGACUUUGCUUUUACACAUAAAGCAGAGAUGCAAACGGCUCCGAUUUGGCUGAAACAGAUACUAUUUGGGAGAUUCUGCUGCGGCGCUACGUCAAAGAGGUAUAAUACUGUAACUUGUAUUAAAUAAAUAGGUGAUGUGUACUUUACUGACUCUGCUUUUACACAUAAAGUAAAGGCUUUGUUUAUUUGUUUUUUUUAAAGCUGUUGUAACCUAUUGCAAGCCCCCACAGCUGAAAUUCACAUGUUUUAAUCAAAUCCGCCACCUUCCCUAAGUGAGGGAUGGAAAUAAGACUCCUAUUGCAUAGCAGAUUCACCUGAUCCAGGUUUUAAAAUAAGCCUGAUUAGCCCCAAUGUAUAGGUAACAAGCACAGGUGUGUCUUAUUAAACUGCUAGUAAAACCAGGAAGGGAUCAAACUGCUAUGCAAAGGGGGGCUUAUUUCCAUCCCUGCCUAAGCCAACAAGCAGUCCCUCUUACUUUCCUGUUCAUAUUUUCCAGGUUCCAGUCCAGCAGCUAAAGCGAGGGCGGGCGCUGGAGAAUAUCCUGACUGUGGGAAAGGUUUCACCCAGUUAGAGCAUUUUAAAACACACCAGCGAAUUCACACAGGAGAGAAACCGUAUCACUGUUCUGACUGUGGGAAGAGUUUCAGUAGGUCACAAAACAUGAUAAAACACCUGCGAAUUCACACAGGAGAGCAACUGUAUCGCUGCUCUGACUGUGGGAAGAGUUUCAGUCAGUCAAACAACCUUGUUUCACACCAGCGAAUUCACACAGGAGAGAAACCAUAUCACUGUUCUGACUGUGGGAAGAGUUUCAGUUACUCAGGAGACAUGAAAGCACACCAGCGAAUUCACACAGGAGAAAAAACGUAUCGCUGCUCUGACUGUGGGAAGAGUUUCAGUCAGUCCGGACACCUUGUUUCACACCAGCGAACUCACACAGGAGAGAAACCGUAUCGCUGCUCUGACUGUGGGAAGAGUUUCAGUAGGUCAGGAGACAUGAAAGAACACCAGCGAAUUCACACAGGAGAAAAAACGUAUCGCUGCUCUGACUGUGGGAAGAGUUUCAGUCAGUCCGGACACCUUGUUUCGCACCAGCGAACUCACACAGGAGAGAAACCGUAUCGCUGCUCUGACUGUGGGAAGAGUUUCAGUAGGUCAGGAGACAUGAAAGAACACCAGCGAAUUCACACAGGAGAGAAACCGUAUUCCUGCUCUGACUGUGGGAAGAGUUUCAGUCAGUCCGGACACCUUGUUUCACACCAGCGAAUUCACACAGGAGAGAAACCGUAUCACUGUUCUGACUGUGGGAAGAGUUUCAGUAGGUCAGGAGACAUGAAAAAACACCAGCGAAUUCACACAGGAGAGAAACCGUAUUCCUGCUCUGACUGUGGGAAGAGUUUCAGUCAUUCAAACAACCUUGUUUCACACCAGCGAAUUCACACAGGAGAGAAACCGUAUCGCUGCUCUGACUGUGGGAAGAGUUUCCGUCUUAAACAAGGCCUUCAAAAUCACCAGCGAAUUCACAGGAGAGUGGAACAUUACCCUGCUAACCUCCCCUAUUCAGCCAUCAGCGGAGAUGAUUCAACCACGAACAGCGACAUGGAUGAGAAUAGGAAAGUGGAGGAGGCUGACCUAAACAGAAUCCCGUGUGCUGCCAUGGAGAGUGUGAAGAUGGAAUCUGUCCAGAUUAAAGAGGAGUUCCCUGAACUUGAACUGGUCCCCAUUAGAGUGGAGUUCUGUGGGCUGGCGUCCCUCCCCAUUAAACAGGAGCUCUGUGUGGUGCAAUUUGACAGCAGUCAGCCAGAGGUCUCUGAGAUUAAAGCUGAGCACAAUGAAUUGGAGAUCCCCCAGACAAAAGAACCCCUUCCUGUUAAACAAGAAGAGGUGCUGGAAACUGUCCGUAUUAAAUGGGAGCCCCUUGAAGUAGAGUUUGAGCACAUGGAACCAGUGAAGGUAGAAUCUGAGGACUUUAAACCAAACAUCCCUGAGCUGGAGCCUGUACGCCUGCGGGAGUGUAGCGUGGUGCUGGAGAGAAUCUGCGUGAGAGAGCAAGGCGUUGGAGAGGAAGACUCUCCCAACAGCAUGCAAGGAGGUGGAAAGGAAGACGGGCGCUCCCAUUCAGAAUGCAGUCUAGCAGGUUCCAGUCCAGCAGCUAAAGCGAGGGCGGGCGCUGGAGAAUAUCCUGACUGUGGAAAAGGUUUCACCCAGUUAGACCAUUUUAAAACACACCAGCGAACUCACACAGGAGAGAAACCGUAUCACUGUUCUGACUGUGGGAAGAGUUUCAGUAGGUCACGAAACAUGAAAACACACCAACGAAUUCACACAGGAGAGAAACCGUAUUCCUGCUCUGACUGUGGGAAGAGUUUCAGUCGGUCAGACAGCCUUGUUUCACACCAGCGAAUUCAUACAGGAGAGAAACCGUAUCGCUGCUCUGACUGUGGUAAGAGGUUCAGUCACUCAGUAUCCCUGAGAACACACCAGCGAAUUCACACAGGAGAGAAACCGUAUCGCUGCUCUGACUGUGGGAAGAGUUUCAGUCACUCAGUAUCCCUGAAAGCACACCAACAAACUCACACAGGAGAGAAACCGUAUCGCUGCUCUGACUGUGGGAAGAGUUUCAGUCAGUCAAACAACCUUAUUUCACACCAGCGAAUUCACACAGGAGAGAAACCGUAUCGCUGCUCUGACUGUGGGAAGAGUUUCAGUCACUCAGUAUCCCUGAAAGCACACCAACAAACUCACACAGGAGAAAAACCGUAUUGCUGCUCUGACUGUGGGAAGAGUUUCAGUAGGUCAGGCGACAUGAAAGCACACCAGCGAAUUCACACAGGAGAGAAACCGUAUUCCUGCACUCACUGUGUGAUGUGUUUCCGUAGGUCAGGAGACAUGAAAAAACACCAGCGAAUUCACACAGGAGAGAAACCGUAUUCCUGCUCUGACUGUGGGAAGAGUUUCAGUCUGUCAUACCACCUUGUUUCACACCAGCGAAUUCACACAGGAGAGAAACCGUAUCGCUGCUAUAACUGUGGUAAGAGUUUCAGUAGGUCAGUAGACAUGAAAGCACACCAGCGAAUUCACACAGGAGAGAAACCAUAUCGCUGCUUUGACUGUGGGAAGAGUUUCAGUUAUUCAGGAAACCUGAAAGCACACCAGCGAAUUCACACAGGAGAGAAACCGUAUCGCUGCUCUGACUGUGGGAAGAGUUUCAAGCAUUUUAAAACACACCAGCGAACUCACACAGGAGAGAAACCGUACCACUGCUCUGACUGUGGGAAGAGUUUCAGUCAGUCAGGAGACAUGAAAGCACACCAGCGAAUUCACACAGGAGAGAAACCGUAUUUCUGCACUCGCUGUGGGAAGAGUUUCAGUCAGUCAAACAACCUUGUUUCACACCAGCGAAUUCACACAGGAGAAAAACCGUAUUUCUGCACUUGCUGUGGGAAGAGUUUCAGUCAGUCAAACAACCUUGUUUCACACCAGCGAAUUCACACAGGAGAGAAACCGUAUCGCUGCUCUGACUGUGGGAAGAGUUUCAGUCAGUCAAACAACCUUGUUUCACACCAGCGAAUUCACAGAGGAGAGAAACCGUAUCGCUGCUCUGACUGUGGGAAGAGUUUCAGUCAGUCAGCCAGCCUUAAAACACACCAGCGAAUUCACACAGGAGAGAAACCGUAUCGCUGCUCUGACUGUGGGAAGAGUUUUAGUCGGUUAGACAACCUUGUUUCACACCAGCGAAUUCACUCUGGAGAGACAUCGUAUUGCUGCUCUGACUGUGGGAAGAGUUUCCGUUUUAAACAAGGCCUUCAGAAACACCAGCGAAUUCACAGAAGAGAGAAACCUUAACCUUUAGCGGUCCAUUUAUUCAGCGCGUCUCAGGCGCGUUGGGUCCAAUUUAUUUUCACACGCGCAGUUUAUUUUAGAACCGCUGUUUAAAAGUAUUUUUUUCAUAAUAAAACGGUUUAAAAGGCUCUGCAUAUCAACAGGACACUCAGUACUGCAUCUCCAGCCCCGCCCCACCCCUUGUUGACUAUAUUUUUCACAUACGUCUUAAUAAUAGUACAUACCGAUAAAUCAUCUCCUGAUCACUCGUUUUAUCAUAAUUUAUUUUAUUACUAUAACAUCUAAAAAAAGCUCUGCAAAUGUCUGAUGUUCUUUGAGUGCUGGAUGCAGAAGCAGCUAUCUUGUUUGUGUAUGUCCGUGUUAUCUAUGUGGUGUCGGGGCGAUCUGUAUUCAUGAGAUACGUCCUUUUUUAUUUCGGCUCCUAUUGGUCUCACUCGGCCAUUGAAUGGUUUUCUCGGCUUUUUCCAGAGAAAAAACGACUAGAGACCUGUAUUUUACGUUUAAGGGGAAAUUGCGAUGUCGGAUCAGGUCUGACAUAGGACCGCAAAGGGUUAAAGACUGUUCUGUCAUGAGGAAAAAAAAUGUUAACCUCACAUUAUGAAUCUGAAACAAAAACACUUUGGAAAUGUGAAAAAACGCCAAGUUCUCAAAAGUGCCCAGCCAUUUAAAGUAGAGAUAUCAAAAACACAAGACAAGCUUCAAGAAACAAGUGGGGCAACCUUAGCCAGCACCAAGCAAACAGGCACAACUAUCAAAGAGGUGGGGGCCAAGGUUGCCCCAAUUUCACAAUUAACACAUUUCUCAUUUUUAAUUCAGAAAUCAAUUGUUUCUACUAACUUGGCUUGUGUUUUUCAGACACAGUAAAAGCGGAUCAAAUGCAUGAAAAACACAAGCCAAGUUAGUAGAAACAAUUGGUUUCUGAAUUAAAACUGAGAAAUGUGUUAGUUGUGAUAUUAAUUUAUAAAGGAGGGAUGAAAAGAAAACCAGAAGCCCAAAUAUACUGUAAUGCAAUGUAAGGUCUCUCUCAGAAUUAUUAUCAUUAUUAUUAUUAUUAUUAUUAUUUAAAAGAAAAAUAAUCUUCCAACUGAAUGUGCAUUUAAAAAAAUGUGUCGGGUUUACAGUCUACUUCAAUUAUAUUCAUCUGUGUUUUUUUCUUUCAUGUUUCCAAAGUGCAAAACAAAAACUACAACUGAAAGAGAAAAGGGAACCGAUUAUCAAGUGUAAUAAAACUCUAAGAUGUUAGUUUGUAAUGAUUUAUCAAUGGAAAUUACAUUAUAAUUACAGUACUGUAUGUAUUACAGCCGUUAAAUAAAAAAAAAGCAUUCUUGUAGUGUUA